UACAGCAACUACAAAAUCAGCUCAGGAAGUGGGCCAGGAAACAGACAGACCCCGUGUCCACACACAACAUUUUCCGUGAUUAGCCGUGAUUAGUUAUACCGUUUCGCCUUUUAUACUGUUUUGCGAUAGUUAAAUGAGGAAAUUGUGUGUGUGGACGCUUACUAACUAUACGUUGUAUAACGAAACGUCGUAUAACGAAACAAUGCAAAAACCUGCGUUUCGUCAAACGACGUAUAACUAAUCACGCCUAAUUAUGCUUAAUCACGGAAUGUGUUGUGUGUGGACGUAACUAGUAUAACUAGUCGAGCUAGAGCGGUAUAACUGACCUCGUGCGAAAGGAGACCUGACCUCUCAUUUUCGCUUCCAUUCCAUGACCGCAGUAGCAAACUGCGCACCUAUGCGACUUUCGCUGUAGAGUUUCGUGAUUACUUUCUUGUGCGUGUGGACACCCUGGAAUUUAUACGAUGAUUCUUUAUACGACUUUUUUGUGUGUGGACACCCUGGAAUUUAUACGAUGAUUCUUUAUACGACGUUUCGUUGUAUAGUUUCUGGAUAAAUUAUUUUGUGUGUGGACACGCUGUGUGAGCAACAAAAGGUGCUGGUAGAUCUUUGGGGUAAUCGAAAGACCACUGCAAUGAGUUGACCAAAGCUUUCAUACCUGCCUGCUGUUGUGUAAAAUAGUAGCGUAGCAUUGUAUUGAUUUUUAAGAAGUUUGUCAAAGCUGUUGUUAAGUGUCUGUGCCUGUAGAGACCAGCCCGAGUUGACAUGAUGGCGGCAAAACCAGAAACGAUUCAAGCUUCCUAUGUGGUUCGAAGAGGACGACGAGAAGACUGCGAUGAAUUAUUACGACUCAUCUGGGAACUCGCUGACCAUGAAGGAACACUGCAGAAGCCCACAAUUACGAAAGAAAUUCUUCUUGAAGAUGCUUUCGGUGAAAGACCCAAUCUCCACUUCUUCGUGGUAGAACUCAAGGGACUAGAAGACAAUGGAGAUAUCAGGGGAAAAAUGUGCGUGGGGUUUGCUGCAAUGAACGGUUUCGUCACUGAUAUUUUUUUGGGUCGACAUUCAAAGCUUUGUGGUCUGUACAUCGACGAAGGCCACAGAGGUAACGGACUCGGGAGGGCACUCAUGAAAGCAGUUUGUAAGACCUGCCUUGAUCUGGGUGUUGCCUCUCUUGAUUUCGACGUCAGGAUGAACAACCAACGAGCUCGACAUUUUUACUCGAGUCUUGGAGUGACUAACAACACGGAAACGAAGGGCUGGGAAUAUUGGCAAUUCCGUGAUACGAACAUGAAAAAGUUUUCUUCAGAACCCGAGUGCCUCAACGGAGUGAAUACACAACUUUAAGAUAGUGAAGAGGAGACGAGUUUCAAUUUAAAAGAUUGUUUUUAAAAUAUUAUGAAAUCAUGGGCUUGAGCUCAUGCGUAUACAAUUGAUGUGAAUUAAAUGAAUGAAUGAAUUAAUGAAUGAAGUUCAUCAUCAAUCUUUGCAUUUGCCUUUUCGAAGAGAGAGAGGGGUAAAAUAAGGUAAUCACUAUAGUGCAAACCUUAUAAGAACCUUAACCUUAACCCCCCC
Molecule: messenger RNA, 1575 nt
Organism: Strongylocentrotus purpuratus (purple sea urchin)
Lineage: Eukaryota; Metazoa; Echinodermata; Echinoidea; Camarodonta; Strongylocentrotidae
Product: diamine acetyltransferase 2-like
Exons: 4
Coding region: 766-1347 (193 amino acids)
Molecular function (GO): N-acetyltransferase activity
Source: RefSeq, a predicted model, not a curated record